Alternaria alternata is the source of this 1725-nucleotide messenger RNA. RefSeq lists its product as hypothetical. The transcript has 3 exons. The record is from RefSeq and is a predicted model, not a curated record. The coding region runs from base 283 to 1485 and encodes 400 amino acids. NCBI's taxonomy places the organism in Eukaryota, Fungi, Ascomycota, Dothideomycetes, Pleosporales, Pleosporaceae. Gene Ontology annotation, molecular function: DNA-binding transcription factor activity, RNA polymerase II-specific; zinc ion binding. Gene Ontology annotation, biological process: regulation of transcription by RNA polymerase II.
CGCGCGACCUGAACACUCAUUGCGAAGCUACAAGCGCAGAGGAUGUUUGAAAAGGGAAAGAGAGUCGAGCGGAUUCGGCCAAGUUAGUGUUCGGAGAGGUCUUUCCCUGGAGAUGUUUGCGAUGCUGCGGCCAGCGACGCAAUAUAGAAGGACGCUAGAAGCGAUGAUGUAGGCCGCUAGCCGAAGCCUCUCUGGAGCCGUUGUCUCUCUUAAGAUACGCGCUCCUCGCUCAGAAUACGCCUUCCGAUGCCUCAACAUCUUCGACGCGACGGCACCAUAAACAUGCAGGAAGACUCGCCACUCACGGAGGCCACAUCGGACUCGAGGGGAGCGUCCCUUUUGACUUCACGCGAGCCUUCUCCGUCCGACCACAGUGGAAGGGGCACGUCAAGACGUUCGAAGAUAACAAGGAAGUCUCAUCGCAAGUCACGGGCUGGAUGCGUAAAUUGCAAGUCACGUCGCAUCAAGUGCGACGAGGGCAAGCCAUCUUGUGCCAACUGUAAACGAAGGCAAGUUCGCUGCGAAUAUCCCGCCAAUCCCGCGACCUCCGCUGCCGCAUCAGGACUUGUGGAUCCAAGAGAGCCGGGUGACCUUCCGAUAUCUGAAAUCGAACUCACAUACCACUGGGCAACGACGACAUGUCACUCAUUCUCAGCAUGGCCUGCUGGCGUGGCUCGUGUACAAGCUUUAACCGAAGAAGUCGCGAUGAAGAAUCAGCACGUAUUGCACCUCAUAUUUGCGUUUACGGCUCUUCAUCUCGCCGUUUGUCGCCCAAACCGCAAAGAACACUACACCGCCACUGCAGAUUACCACUACGAGCGCGCGCUCGCACUCGUUACUCCAGAGAUAGCCAGCCUCAGUCCUGAUAACUGUGACGCGGUCCUUCAAUCUGUUCAGAUGAUCUGCUUUGUCAGCUGGGCAAGAGGACCGCAGGCUGGUGAGUACCUUGCUUUUGGCAAGCAUGGAAGAUCGGACUGGCUGGUCAUGUUUCGUGGAAUUCGUACAACACUGACUUCGCUCUCGAGAGACCAUUUCUCUAAGACGCAUGGGCCAAAUACUCGUGGCAAAGGUCGACUUCUACCACCAUCGGAUGGGCCAUUUGAGUACGAAAAGCAGUUAAUGGAGCUGAAAGAGCAUAUCGAGUUCGUCUCCGAGCCCGCUGACCGUGAUGACAACGUGGACAGCGUUGAGGUCUUGCAGGAGAUGUACUCCAAUCGUUACGGUGGCAAAGAUGGGGAAUAUCAUGUCGCAUUUGGGUGGCUCUAUCGCAUGAGCGAGGACUUUCUCGACCGACUUCAACGAUGUGACCCGCUGCCACUCAUCAUCUACGCUCACUUUGUCGUCCUCAUGCACGACUUGGAGAAAUUCUGGUAUAUGAAAGGGUGGACACAUCAUGUUAUGAGUGGCAUCUACGAAGCGCUACCUAUCGAACAUAAAGCAUACAUAAGCUGGCCAAUGGCGAGGGUUGGGUGGAUAGCGCCUUGAUUUGUUCGCUCUCUGCUCGUAGCAGGUUGCGCUAAUUACCCAGGAGCCAACACACACCUCCCUCAUAAGAUACGUUCUAGUCAGUUGGACCACGGAUGGCCUUCGAUUCCCAGCUUAGCACCAAGGAAAGCAAGCUUUAGGAGCUUCUGCUCGGUGAUCUCUGACUUGUGUUUCUCCAGCUGGGCAAGAUACAAGGACAAUCCACCUGUUUGAAUGCCCUUAUCAAGCGCGAAGGGCGUG